UCGGGUUUAAUUAUUAAAAAAACUUGAAACAGAUGGGUGUGUGUCACCUUGUCCUUUUUCUGUUCAUUUUCCAAUUUCAGAAACCUGUGUUGCCUUGCUGAAGAGCAUCAGCAUAGCAGCAUUUUUAUUUUAAAAAAAAAAUUGAAAUCAUUAAGAACUGCUAUGAAAACUAUUGGGUCUAGUUCACUAAAAACACUUGAAAUUGUAACCAAUUGAUAGAUGCCACCUUGUCCUUUUUAUGCUUAUUUUCCAAUUCCAGAAAUGUCAUUUUCACCAAAGUUAUUGAUCUGCAAUGGCAUUAGAUAUUUAUCAUGCUGUGAUUGGUUUUGUUCUAUGCGGAUUCUUAAAGUUAUUGUGCACGAGUUUCUUUAUCAACCAUAUUGCAUAUAGUAAGGCAGACAGCCUGUUGUCUUGAAAUUUGAUCAACCUCUUAAGGUAGCAGUCUUCUCUUUAGGGUCUUAAAUUUCUUCAUCAAAAUUUGAUGACCCAUGCAGCUACCAUAUUUUAGGGAAAUGGCUGAAAUCUUAGGGUGAAUUGCAAAAAAAUGCAAUUUUAGUGUUGGAGCUGCCACUUAAUGUGCAACCUUGCUUUGGCAGUCGACACAAGGUAAUGGGCUUGUAAACACCCGGUUCAUAUUUGUAUGUUCACUAAUCUGAUUGUUCAUUAGAGAGCCUUUGUCAAUGUGUUUAUGUUUUAAUUAUCUGUCCGUGAGUGAAUUAUUUUACUGUUAAUGGUUUUGUCUGAUUCCCACUGACAGUUGACUUGAUGUUAUCUACUCUUCUCAUUUUAUUAGGGAUAACAAAUUGGAUUGUUUCUUUCAGUCACACAGGUUUUAUAGAGAGGUUAAUCUAGCUCUGCUCGCAUUGCUAAGAUGACUUAGUUUUAAUAGUCCUUUGCCCUGGAAUUGGCAUCAGUUUUUCCGUAUGUAUCUUUAUUAUCAAAGAAAAUUAUAAUCAGUUCAAUUUGUUAUUUUUAUUUUGCUUUAUUAUUUCUUACCAAAUAAGCCAGAAAACAUAAGGAAAAUAUUUAUUUGGAUUGUGUGAUAAGAAGUAUCAGUUACCUUUGCUAUUUGUUGGGCACGUUUAGGUCUCCAGUUGUAACACACGGAGAGAAUUUGAACACGUGGCAAGAGGCAUCUUUUCCUGGCCAAUGCAUUACCCUUUUAAAGCCUUGUUCUCAUCGAAACCUAGACUAAGUUGCUUUGCUCACAGAGAGCAUUGAAGGAGAGAUUAUUCAAUAUGGCAGAUAAACAUUCAUCGGAGCCGAUUCCUGAGGGCUGGAAGUUCGAGACCAAAACAAAGAAAGAUGGAUCUCAAGUUUCGUACUACCUCUGCCGUAAAACUGGACAGCGGUUUUAUACUUCUGGCGAUAUGAUGCGCUAUGUUAAGUAUGCCAAAGAAGCUGGGCUUCCGGUCUAUUUACCAAACUUUGAUUUCAGGAAGAAGAAGAAAUCUGGCCAGAGCUCAGAGUCCACUCCCAAUCAAAUUGAGGAAAGCUUGGACUCAGAGAAAGAUACUGACAAUGAGAAAAGUUUGGACUCAGAGAAAGACAAUGAUAGUGACACUGAGAAAAGCAUGGACUCAGAGAAAGCCAGUAAUAUUAAGAGAAGCUUAGACUCAGAGAAAGACACUGGUCCUAGAAAGUCAGAGUUUCUGAAGAAUGACCCAAUUGAGAAUAUCUCAGCUUCCCUACUGGAUUCUUUGCCUUCCAUUUCUGAAUUUAUGGCCUACCCGGAACCCAUGCAAAUUAGCAGUGAGCAAGCUCCUGUAGUGGAAAUCCCCACUUUUGUACCUGAUACCUUUCCUUCUGAUUCUGGAUUAAAUGGAGGCCCGGAACCCAUGCAAACUGGCAGUGAGCAAGCUCCUGUUGUGGAAAUCAUUCCUCGUCACAGGCGAAAUAUCAGGGAGAUGGAAAUGACCCCCCUUUGCAGAAUCGUCCGCCGUCGCAGGCGAAUUAUCAGGGAGCAGCGAAUUAUGAGGGAGCAAGCUCCUGUGGUGCAAAUUCCCCAUCCCCUUCCCUGUCCCAGAAUUAAGGUUGCGGUACUGCCAAGCAACUCUGGGAUCAUGAAGCGCUCACAUCCGCGUCCAAAUCCACACAGGGGCCCAAGGUAA
Molecule: messenger RNA, 2111 nt
Organism: Pistacia vera
Lineage: Eukaryota; Viridiplantae; Streptophyta; Magnoliopsida; Sapindales; Anacardiaceae
Exons: 4
Coding region: 1239-2111 (290 amino acids)
Molecular function (GO): DNA binding
Source: RefSeq, a predicted model, not a curated record